GUGUAGGACCUUCCCCUUCUCCUCAUUUGUAAAGUUAGUGCUCUUGCAGAGCAUUAGCAUGUACUAUCUUUUUUGCCAAUGCGCAUGACUUUUAUAACACGUGUUGGACAGCGCGGACAACCGGAAAAUAAAGUUGGGUUAUUAUGUUGUGAUAUUUUAUGUGUUACAAAUAAUGUAAAAUAAAUAUAAUAUAAUUAAAAGCACCUGUAAAAUGGAAUGCCCAAGCUAUAUUUAUCUUAAACUUGAAAACUUGGAGUAUUUGGUAAUUUCUUCUGUCGAUUUGGUCCACCAAAACCAUGAAUAUUCUGAACUAUUCUAUUCUUGUAUUCCCGAGGUUUACAAAUUCACUGAAGAAGAAGCAAGUGAAGUUGGACACUUUUUAAAAUUAGAUUCAAAAAAGAAGAAACUCCAAAAUAUGAUAAGAGAAAAAUAUGGCAAAAUUGUUCCACUAGAUAAAUUGCAUAAUAUGAAGAGCAAGUUGACGAAUUCUUCAGAUAACGAUCUGCAGACAGUAGUUGAACUUCUUCAGGAAACUUAUCAUGCAGAUGUUCAUAUUUACCAUGAAGAGGAAACAUCCACUUGUAAGGGUAUCUACUUUUCUACAAAUGAAAUGAGAAGCGAUUUUCAAAAGUGGCCGGAAAUUGUAUUUCUAGAUGGCACCUACAAAUUAACCAACAAUGACAUGACAACGAUGAUUUUCUUAGUCGAAGAUGGGAACGGUCGGGGGCAAGUGGUUGGCGUUGGUUUAUUGGCUACUGAAGAACGUAAUGUGCUAGAAUGGAUGAUAAAUGCCUUUAAAAAAGACAAUGAAGAAUCGUGUAAGAACAUCAAGGCCUUUAUGACUGAUAAGGAUUUGACAGAACGUGACGUUUUGAAGGAAAUAUUUCCUGAUGUUGCCACUUAUAUAUGUAUCUUUCAUAGUCUAAAGACAUUUAAAAAAGUUGUCAAUAGCUCAAACAUGAAUCUUAAUAGUGAUGAAAAACUGGAAACGCUAAAAGUCUUGGAGUCUCUUGUCUACGCUUCAUCAGAAGAACAGUAUAAUGAAUUGUAUCUUGAAUUAAAUCUAACUGCCUCCCCUGAAUUUAUGGAAUAUUAUAAUAGGAACUGGCAUAAUAUAAAGGAGGAUUGGUGUUUAUAUAGUCUAAUGAAACAUAAUCUAGGCAAUACUACGAAUAACCGGCUUGAAUCUAUAAAUGCAAAACUUAAGCUAGUACUGGAAAAAAACUCACCACUGAUCAUAACAAUAAAGGAUUUUUUCGAGUGGUACAAUAGUCAUAAAACCGAAGCUUUUAUAAGAACUGCUCGGCAGUUUUUGAGAAGACCAAAUCUUCAAUUUCCUGCGAACAGUGCUGAACAAAAAUAUGUGGAAGCUUUAACAAAAUAUAGCUCUAAAAUAGUUUUAGCUGAAAUUAAAUCCAGUGUUGAAAUAGUUUGUUCUAGAACUGAUGAAAUUUCAAAAAUUUGUCAAUUCGAGAACUUAGAAUCAUCAAUCACCACAUGUCAAUGUAAAAUAAAAAUAUCCCACAAAUUACCUUGCCGACACAUAUUUGCAGUAAGACGCCAUUUUGGAUUGGACUUAUUUGACAAUUGUUUAUAUGACCCCCGUUGGAAUAAACAGAAGUUAAUCGAUCAAGAAGUAACUUUAUCAUCCAUGUCUGAUAACAUUAAAACCGACAAAGCGCCAUUCUCUGUUAAUGUAAAAACGAUAAAAAAAAAAAAAGUACAAACUGUUAGCGAAAAGAGGAAAAUAGUAUUAGCAAAAGCUACGAAACUUGCUAAUAUUAUCAGCUUAUUAUGUGGCUCUGACUACGAUAGAAACGUAAAAUUGAUUGACGACAUAAUUUUACAUCUUUCAAAUAAUUUAAUAGUGGAUAUAGUCACAGGUAAAGACGAUAAGCAUCUAGAAAGUAGCUUUCAGAAUUUGUCUAUCGAAGAAAAUACCAAUAAUGAUGUCAUCGAGUCUACUGAAAAUACAGAAAAUACUCCAAAUUUAAGAAAAAUAAAAACACCCGCUAAAAUAAAAAUAAAGGGACGGCCGAGUGGAUUUUUAAAAACGACAAGAACUUUGAAGAAAAAGGCUUAAUGUUAUGAUUGUGAGAUAGGAGAAGGAAUCGUUAAAAAAAAUUAAUUUAAUUAAUUGUUAAUCAUAAAUAUAUAAUUUUUAUAGUUUUAAUAAUAUAUA
Molecule: messenger RNA, 2182 nt
Organism: Cotesia glomerata
Lineage: Eukaryota; Metazoa; Arthropoda; Insecta; Hymenoptera; Braconidae
Exons: 4
Coding region: 212-2083 (623 amino acids)
Molecular function (GO): zinc ion binding
Source: RefSeq, a predicted model, not a curated record